UUUAGCGGAUCUCACCUGUCUCAUAAAGUGAAACCACGUGUAAUCCUACCAGAGACGCUAUUUAGGAGGAUUCGAAAUCGAACCAAAGUCUUCACUUGUCACGGCCUAAAAUCGAGUCUAGUGUCAUCUAGGGUGAAGAGAACCAGAAGAACAGCCUCUGAAAUGAGUGUGCAUGAGAAGACAGAGGAGGAGGCUCCUGUUGGAUCUCCAGGAUUCAGCAGUGUGUCUAUGAAGAGCAACAACUCCAUGCAUCUGCCCCCUUAUCUCAGUGAUGGACCUGCUGUGACCUCUGACCCUGUAAAGGUAUUGAAGGAGGCUCCUGCUGACACUGGUCUCAGUGAUGGACCUGCUGUAACCUCUGGCCCUGUUGGUGGGAGACCUGAGCAGAGCAGAUAUGUGUCCUGUCAGACCUUUACAUCUUCCUGCUGUCAGGACCACAUCAGUCAUCAUGACACAGAAGCGAAUCUGCAGCUCGAUUCUCACCAUCCAGUUCAUGAUGAUCUUCAUAGAGUCAAAGACCAGCAUAAAACCAGCAUGAGGAACAAGUAUGAAUGCUUAUUUGAGGGAAUCAAACUACAAGAGAAUCAAACCCUCCUGAACUGGAUUUACACACAGCUGUACAUCAUAGAGGGAGAGAGUGAAGGAGUGAAUGAAGAACAUGAGGUGCUACAGAUGGAGAAAAGUUACAAGACACUCCAAGACACUCCAAUCAACUGCAAUGACAUCUUUAACCCUUUACCUGAACCAGGAUAUGAGGAGUUGAGAAGAGAGAAGAAAGACAAAAUAAAGACUGUUCUUACUAAAGGCAUCGCUGGAAUUGGAAAAACUGUCUCUGUGCAGAAGUUCAUUCUGGACUGGGCCGAGGGAAAAGCCAAUCAGGAUCUAGAUUUCAUGUUUGUGCUUCCAUAUCGAGAGCUGAACUUGAUUAAAGAUCAUAAGUACAGUCUGCACAGACUUCUGCUUGAUUUUCAUCCUGAACUUAAAGAUCUAGACUCAAAGAUUUAUGAUGAAUGUAAAGUUGUGUUCAUAUUUGAUGGUCUGGAUGAAAGCAGAAUUUCACUGAUGUUUUCAGAUGGUCAGACAGUUUCUGAUGUGACUGAGAUUUCAUCAGUGGGUGUGUUGAUGUCAAACCUCAUGAAAGGAGAUCUGCUUCCCUCUGCUCUCAUCUGGAUCACCACCAGACCAGCAGCAGCCAAUCAGAUCCCCUCUAAAUACAUCAACCGUGUGACAGAAAUUCAGGGAUUCAAUGACCCUCAGAAGAAGGAAUAUUUCAGGAAGAGAAUCAGUGAUGAGCAUCAAGCCAGCAGAAUCAUCUCACACAUCAGAAGAGCAAGAAGCCUCCACAUCAUGUGUCACAUACCCGUCUUCUGCUGGAUCUCAGCCACUGUGCUUCAAAACAUCCUGAAACAAGAUCUCAGUGCAGAAAUCCCUCAAACUCUGACUGAAAUGUACAUCUACUUCCUUCUCAUUCAAACAAAUGUGAAGAACCAGAAGUAUGAAGAGAGAAAUUCAGAGGAACUCCUGCAGUGCAACAGAGAAGUGAUUGUGAAACUUGCUGAACUGGCUUUCAAUCAGCUGAUGAAAGGUAAUGUGAUGUUCUAUGAGGAGGACCUGAAGGCGAGCGGCAUAGACGUUACUGAUGCCUCAGUGUAUUCUGGGAUUUGCACUGAGAUCUUCAGGGAGGAAUCUGUGAUUUAUCAGAGGAAAGUUUACAGUUUUGUACAUCUGAGCUUUCAGGAGUUUUUUGCAGCACUGUAUGUGUUUUACUGCUAUGUACACAAGAACGGUGAGAUUCUAAAAAUGUUCCUGACAGGAAGAUCCAGAACUCAAUGUGAGACUGUUCCUCUGAAUACGUUUCUAAAGGGAGCAAUGACUAAAGCUUUAAAGAGUAAAAAUGGACACCUGGAUCUUUUCCUUGGAUUUCUUCACGGCGUCUCACUGGAGUCCAAUCAGAGACUCUUACAGGAUGUACUGAUACACACAGAGAACAACCCAGAGAUCAUUAAGAAAAUAAUCCAAAACCUUAAACAGGGUCAAAAAGACGAUGUCAGUCCUGAGAGAUGGAUGAAUUUGUCACACUGCUUGACUGAAAUGAAGGAUAAUUCUGUUGUUAAAGAAAUGCAGGCAUUUUUAAACUCCAAAACAAGCAAAGGAAAUCUUUCUCUUGCUCAAUGCUCAGCUUUAGCAAACAUGAUCUUGAUGUCAGAGGACGUGCUGGAUGAGUUUGACCUUAGACAGUACAACAUCAAAUCAAAUGAUGGCAGAUGGAGACUGUUACCUGCUGUGAGGAAGUGCAGAAAAGCUUCACCCUCAUCUAACGCAGCUGUUUUCAGUUUGGCAGGCUGUAAUCUCACUGACCACCACUGUGAAAUUGUGGCUUCUGCUCUACAAUCAUCAAACUCACCCCUGAGAGAGCUGGACCUGAGUAACAAUAACCUGCAGGAUUCAGGAGGGAAACUGCUCGCUGCUGGACUGAAGAGUCCAAACUGUCAACUCAACAUACUGAGAUUAUCUGUCUGUUUGGUGAAAGAGGAAGGUUGUGCUGCUCUGGCAUCAGCUCUGAGUUCAAACCUUUCACACCUGAGAGAGCUUGAUCUGAGUUACAAUCAUCUGCAGGAUUCAGGAGGGAAACUGCUCGCUGCUGGACUGAAAAAUCCACACUGUCAACUCAACAUACUGAGAUUAUCUGGCUGUUUUGUGAAAGAGGAAGGUUGUGCUGCUCUGGCAUCAGCUCUGAGUUCAAACCUUUCACACCUGAGAGAGCUGGACCUGAGUAACAAUGACCUGUGGGAUUCAGGAGUGAAACUGCUCUCUGCUGGACUGAAGAAUCCAAAUCAUCUCAACAUACUGAG
This is a messenger RNA of Labeo rohita (rohu), 2852 nucleotides long. Its product is annotated as NACHT, LRR and PYD domains-containing protein 3-like. The transcript is spliced from 7 exons. The record is from RefSeq and is a predicted model, not a curated record. Lineage: Eukaryota; Metazoa; Chordata; Actinopteri; Cypriniformes; Cyprinidae. Gene Ontology annotation, molecular function: protein binding. The annotation marks the transcript as partial.